CUUUUGUCUAGUUGACACGUCGAUUUCCUCCAAUAAUAUUCCUAAAAGGCAAGGACGGCUGGGGCCCGUUGUCACGCCCUGCAAGUCGCGAUCUGCAGACAGGGGCAGGGCUGGUCCGGGGUUUCACGCCCCCCAGGGAGCAGGGCACCCGGUGGGACUCGCGCCCACCCUCUCCUCGGGUGUCGUGCUCCCUGGGAAGCGCCUGCCUUUCUACCCGGGGAGCGGGAGGCUCCAGGCGCGGCCCGGGCGCCGUGGACAGAUGCGCUCGGUCCUCACCAGCGGCGCUGCGCAGCAAACCCUGCGGUGCCUCGGGAAGGCGGGCGUUCCUCCCCGCUCCCACCCUUUCCCAGCGUGUGCAACUCGUUUCUUCCCUGGGGAAAAGAGGAGGAUUUUCUAUUUUUUAACAUUUCAUUUCAUGAGACCAUUUUUUUUUGAGUGGUGGCGCUGAACACAGUCUUUGCAGAGGGGGGCAGCACUUUCCCUCCUGACCCCAACCUGGAAACCCCAGCGUGACUUCAGCGCUGUCAGAGCAUUGGAAGCAGAGCUGCGAGUUAGGAAGCGGCUCGCUGGCAGCUGGGCACGUUUCUUUCUUGCGAGGUGGCUUCCUAUUUUAAGGAGACACGCCAAGGUAAUUUGGACCUAGAGGAGGAAUGAUGUAGCUACCUCCUAACCUUCCCUUCUUAAACCCCCAGGUCCCCUCUUGCUGUUGGCUGCACAUCAGAAAGGCUAUGAUGGGAAUGAAGGUGAAAACUUGGAGAUUUCACUUAAGUCAUUGCUUCUGCCUGGAAGAUUAUCCUCUAAAAGUAGAGAAGCUGCUCUGUGUGAUGGUUAAUUCCAAGAGGCAGAACUCAUUCUAGAAGGAAAUGGAUGCAAGCAGCUCUGGGGACCCCAAAAGCAUGCUUCCUGUGGUCUAGCCCAGGGAAGCCCUUCCGUGGGGACCCUGGCUUCCAGGGAUGCCACCGGUUCUGGACGCAUGGCUGAUUCCUGAAUGAUGAUGGUUCGCCGGGGGCUGCUUGCGUGGAUUUCCCGGGUGGUGGUUUUGCUGGUGCUCCUCUGCUGUGCCAUCUCUGUCCUGUACAUGUUGGCCUGCACCCCAAAAGGUGAUGACGAGCAGCUGGCACUGCCCAGGGCCAACAGCCCCACGGGGAAGGAGGGGUACCAGGCCGUCCUGCAGGAGUGGGAGGAGCAGCACCGCAACUACGUAAGCAGCCUGAAGCGGCAGAUCGCGCAGCUCAAGGAGGAGCUGCAGGAGAGGAGUGAGCAGCUCAGGAACGGGCAGUACCAAGCCAGCGAUGCUGCUGGCCUGGGGCUGGACAGGAGCCCCCCAGAGAAAACCCAGGCCGACCUCCUGGCCUUCCUGCACUCGCAGGUGGACAAGGCAGAGGUGCAUGCUGGUGUCAAGCUGGCCACGGAGUAUGCAGCAGUGCCUUUUGAUAGCUUUACUCUACAGAAGGUGUACCAGCUGGAGACUGGCCUUACCCGCCACCCCGAGGAGAAGCCCGUGAGGAAGGACAAGCGGGAUGAGUUGGUGGAAGCCAUUGAAUCAGCCUUGGAGACCCUGAACAAUCCUGCAGAGAACAGCCCCAAUCACCGUCCUUACACAGCCUCUGAUUUCAUAGAAGGGAUCUACCGAACAGAAAGGGACAAAGGGACGUUGUACGAGCUCACCUUCAAAGGGGACCACAAACACGAAUUCAAACGGCUCGUCUUGUUUCGACCAUUCGGCCCCAUCAUGAAAGUAAAAAAAGAAAAGCUCAACAUGGCCAACACGCUUAUCAAUGUUAUCGUGCCUCUAGCAAAAAGGGUGGACAAGUUCCGGCAGUUCAUGCAGAAUUUCAGGGAGAUGUGCAUUGAGCAGGAUGGGAGAGUCCAUCUCACUGUUGUUUACUUUGGGAAAGAAGAAAUAAAUGAAGUCAAAGGAAUACUUGAAAACACUUCCAAAGCUGCCAACUUCAGGAACUUUACCUUCAUCCAGCUGAACGGAGAAUUUUCUCGGGGAAAGGGACUUGAUGUUGGAGCCCGCUUCUGGAAGGGAAGCAACGUCCUUCUCUUUUUCUGUGAUGUUGAUAUCUACUUCACAUCUGAAUUCCUCAAUACGUGUAGGCUGAAUACACAGCCAGGGAAGAAGGUAUUUUAUCCAGUUCUUUUCAGUCAGUACAAUCCUGGCAUAAUAUACGGCCACCAUGAUGCAGUCCCUCCCUUAGAACAGCAGCUGGUCAUAAAGAAGGAAACUGGAUUUUGGAGAGACUUUGGAUUUGGGAUGACGUGUCAGUAUCGGUCGGACUUCAUCAAUAUAGGUGGGUUUGAUCUGGACAUCAAAGGCUGGGGCGGAGAGGAUGUGCACCUUUAUCGCAAAUAUCUCCACAGCAACCUCAUAGUGGUGCGGACGCCCGUGCGAGGACUCUUCCACCUCUGGCAUGAGAAGCGCUGCGUGGACGAGCUGUCCCCUGAGCAGUACAAGAUGUGCAUGCAGUCCAAGGCCAUGAACGAGGCGUCCCACGGCCAGCUGGGCAUGCUGGUGUUCAGGCACGAGAUAGAGGCUCACCUUCGCAAACAGAAACAGAAGACAAGUAGCAAAAAAACAUGAACUCCCAGAGAUGGAUGGUGGGAGACACUUUCUCUUUCCUUUUGCAGUUACUGAAAGUGGCUGCAACAAAGAAAAGACUUCUAUAAAGGACGACAAAAGAACUGGACCCGUGGGUCAGAGACGAGAGAGCCUCCGAUUUCUCUCUGUUUGGCUUUUUACAACAGAAAUCAAAAUCUCCACUUUGCCUGCAAAACUAGCCCAGCAGCACCCUGCGAAGUGUCUGACAAAGGCAGAAUGCUUGUGAGAUUAUAAGCCUAAUGGUGUGGAGGUUUUGAUGGUGUUUACAACAAACUGAGACCUAUUGUUUUGUGUGCUCACUGAAAUAUUCAUGAUUUAAGAGCAGUUUUAUAAAAAGUUCAUUAGCAUGAAAGGCAAGCAUAUUUCUCCUCAUAUGAAUGAGCCUAUCAGCAGGGCUCUUGUUUCUAGCAGUGCUAAAAUAUCAGAAGGCAAAAGAGGAGAUAUGCUUAUUACGAUCCUAAUGAGUACAUUAAGCAAAAUCAAAUGGACCAGAAAAGAAACCGUAAAUAUCAUGUUAUUUUUUUCCCCAAGAUUAACCAAAAAUAAUCUGCUUAUCUUUUUGGUUGUCCUUUUAACUGUCUCCAUUUGUUUCUUUUAUUUAAAAAUACACUUUUUUUUUUUUUUGCUUGUGAGUUAGUCUGCUUAUUUAAUUACCACUUUGCAAGCCUUACAAGAGAGCACAAGUUAGCCUACAUUUUUAUAUUUUUAAAGAAGAUACUUUUAGAUGCAGUUUGAGAACUUCCAGUUCAAAGCAUCAAACUGAUCCCGUAUCUAAGGACAUGCCAGAUGCUGAUUCAGUCAGGCACUAAGUGUCAGGCCUGGAGACAGAGGGAAGGAAUGGUUUGUACUGAUACAGACAUACAGUUACUUUAUCUGAAGAGUGUUUUUGAAGAGGAGCAACUGAACACUGGAGGAAAGCAAAAUGACACUUUAUGCUUUACAGAAAAGGAAACGCAUUCAGACUGGUGAUAUUGUGAUGUAACUAAAAGUCAGAAACCACACUUUCCCCUCAGAAGUGGGGACCGCUUUCUUACCUGUUUAAAUAAACCAAAGUAUACCAGUGUGAACCAAACAAUCUCUUUUCAAAGCAGGGUGCUCCUCCUGGCUUCUGAUUCCAUAAGAAGAAAUGGAGAAAAUACAUAUAUAUAUAUAUAUAUAUAUAUAUAUUUUUGUGAAAGAUCAAUCCAUCUGCCAGAAUCUAGUGGGAUGGAAGUUUUUGCUACAUGUUCAUCCACCCCAAGCCAGGUGGAAGUAACUUAAUUAUUUUUUAAAUUAAGCAGUUCUACUCGAUCACCAAGAUGCUUCUGAAAAUUGCAUUUUAUUACCGUUUCAAACUAUUUUUUGAAAAUAAAUACAGUUCACAGAGUGGUUUCUACAUUCAUGUGAAAAUUAUUAGCCAGCACCAGAUGCAUGAGCUAAUUAUCUAUUUGAGUCCUUGCCUUCUGUUUGCCCACAGUAAACUCAUUGUUUAAAAGCUUCAAGAACAUUCAAGCUGUUGGUGUGUUAAAAAUGCAUUGUAUUGAUUUGUACCGGUAGUUCAUACAAUUUAAUUAAAACACAGGCCAUGAAUGGAAGGUGGUAUCGCACAGCUAAUAAAAUAUGAUUUGUGGAUAUGA
Molecule: messenger RNA, 4221 nt
Organism: Rhinopithecus roxellana (golden snub-nosed monkey)
Lineage: Eukaryota; Metazoa; Chordata; Mammalia; Primates; Cercopithecidae
Gene: CSGALNACT1
Product: chondroitin sulfate N-acetylgalactosaminyltransferase 1
Exons: 9
Coding region: 989-2587 (532 amino acids)
Cellular component (GO): Golgi cisterna membrane
Molecular function (GO): glucuronosyl-N-acetylgalactosaminyl-proteoglycan 4-beta-N-acetylgalactosaminyltransferase activity
Source: RefSeq, a predicted model, not a curated record